Molecule: messenger RNA, 876 nt
Organism: Serendipita indica DSM 11827
Lineage: Eukaryota; Fungi; Basidiomycota; Agaricomycetes; Sebacinales; Serendipitaceae
Source: the annotation of a GenBank genome assembly
AUGUCACGUCUGGCGUUGACAUGGCCCUUCAUAUAUGCUAUCCACUUUACUCUUAUUAUCUGCCUUGGAAUUACCAUCAUUUUAUUGGCAACCGUGCGUGGAGGGAUGAAGAAACACAGAGUUGCCUUCUGGGUUCUUUUUGCAUUCUUCAUAUCCUCAAUUGUUGCCAUCUUCAACACCUUGAUGCUCCAGCUCGUCUUUAUUCCAAGGUUCUGGAGGAGCCGAGCGCGCGAAAUGGUCACCAGUGGCAUGUUUGACCCGACGUCGACUCGGUCGUCGGUAUAUGGUCACAAUAUCGUCCUAGAGGUUGGAUGCAGCGAGGGAAUGGUGUCUGGAUCCUUUGCUAAAGAGAUUCUCGCGCACCAAAGGGACACCCCGGCGCGCUUUCCCCUCUUCAUCGGUCAUGACCGAUGGAGCAAAUGGACGCGCAUCCCCAAUAAUACCACAUGCUACCUAGAAGAGUUGAUAAGGAUUGGAGUUCCGCGCCACCUCAUAAGGACGAGCCGCGUGGACGAGACGAAUUCCGAGACGCGAACCACCCUCCCUUUUGCCAAUAACUCGAUCUCGCUCGUCAUUUCAUACUUUGGCCUGGACGAGAUUAGCGGUUGGAAUAAGCCCAAGGAACGGAGGAUGCUCUUUUCGGAGAUGGCACGGGUCGUCGUGGAAGGGGGCGCCAUGAUUCUGUUCGAGAAUAGCGGCACAGGGACAGAAAAGGGUGAUAAGAAGGAACUCAAGCCAAAAUCGUGGUUUGAAGGACCGAUGCACUCCUACAAACGCUACCUAGUUCACGAACUAGGGUGGGACGAGGAGUGGGUGCAGGUCCACAGGAAAUGGGGGAUCGAAUAUCUGGUAGCACGUAAAGGAGUGAGUGUAUAA